ACCCAUCAUCACCAGGUUCCCAGCCGCCUAACACCAAUCUCCUCCUCGCCCACCAAAUAAUAGUUAGAAAUUCCACAAAAUAUAACUUCCCCCCCAUCACACUUAUACUUAUACUUACAUUUCCUUAUACAAUUCCACUUACACUCUUACACUCACGCUCACAAUCACAAUCACUUCCACACCACACCCACACCCACACACCCACUCUUACCUCACCUCACUUCACCUCCCUCAAUAACCCCUCCAAAAACCACAGAUAUAUUUCCCCUCCACUUUGCACCAUUCACACCUUCCGCUAUAAUAGUCUUUUCGCGGAUGGACGGUUUUUAGUUUAUAUACCUGGUCAAAUAUGACCAGAAAAGAUGGUUCCUAUCGUAAUAGCUCCGCUACGAGCUCAAGCACUGGGAGUUGGAAAUCUACUGAUACGAUAAAAGGCCCUGGCUCCUCAUACUUUCAGGGUUCAUCAACGAAGAGAGGAGCCCCAAUGCAGGUGAAGACGGAUAGAACGAGGUAAGCAAAAUGAAGGGAAAAAAAUUUCAUGAUGCAAAAAGAAAUCUUUAUUUUUAUUGCUUUAGUUCUCUUGGUUUUCUUUUUCCUUUAUUUAGUUGUUUCACAUAAACACUUCCAUUCCAAAUUCUAUUUUCAUUUUACUAUGUCCUGGAACAAAAGCUUUGAACCUGUUCCAUAACUAACGGCUUCCUGCAUUGGACAUGGCAGUAGGGUAGAAAGUGACGCUCAAGUUUCGCCGACAUCUGCAGGACCUCGAAACACAAUAUCUCCAUCUUCGUCGAUAUCUCCUAAUGUAUCCCCACGGGAGCAAAGAAUGGCCGCCGACUUCGGCAAUUAUCGACGUGAUCUCGCAGUCCUCGAAACAUCUGGCGGGCGCAUUCCUCAAAUCCAUCAUAAUCCACCAACAGCGAUAGCCUCUUCAAACCAAAUAGCUCCUUGGAUGUCUACCGGAAGCAGCGCGACAGGUUCACCAAACGGCUUUACUAGCUUUUAUAAUGAUUCGAGCGAUGCAUUGUCGCAAGCUUCACAGUUGUCGCCGAUUGCGAGGCCUGGAACAGCAGUAACGGGACACACAAAUACGAGCGAGUCUCCUGCAGACGCAUUCUUUGGCGAUGGUGAUGAAAGAAGACCAUCCGUGGCAAGUAUAACGACAGCGAGUAGUACUGGUUCAAAAUCUAGUCUCGGUAGGGCGGUGGGUGGGCUUCAUAAAAAGUUAACAAGUUUCUUUGGUGAGGACCUUCCAAGUUCAUCCGAGACUAGCCUUCCGCCGCAGGGAAAGGAGGUUCGAUCGCAUUCAUUUGCGCGGAGUCAUCGAGACCGAAAUCAUUCAUCUGCCACAGACCACGGACAUUAUAGAGACGCAUCCCCAGCAGGUGGAUCCCGACCUAGAACACCGGUACCAUCUAGCGAAGUUGUUCCAUUUUUAUAUCAGAAUUCCCAGGUCAGUAAAUUCGAUCUUCACAAGUAAUCUUCGCUUUGGGACUUUCAUUCCUCGACACGAUUUGUAUCUUCUCAAUAAUUUUGAGAUGAAAUCAUACGCUUCGUCGAUUCGCUCUUAUUUUUCUACAGAUUCUCAAUCUAAUGUUGAGAGUGAUAUGGCAAUAACGACCCCCCGUUCAAUGCAUUGAAGCGUACGUCGUGUACCUGAAGCUAACGGAAAUGUAUAGGAUAUAACUCUGUAUGGAGAAGCACCUGUGCGAGAGAAUCUUUCCGGCCCUGAUAGAGAACGCUACAUAAAUGAUAGUUCAGACAAACCACCCAAAACUUCAUCGUCUGCUAAAUCUCACCACCUCCCUGGACAUCAUCUACGUAAUCGAAGCAAUGAUGACACUAGAUCCUUACGACCGACCAUAAGUAGAGAGGAGUCUGCAUUCAGCAUGCGCUUCAAGGACCGAAAUAAUAAUCCUAUGGGCACCGCCGCGGCAAAUGCUUCCAACCCUAAUCUUCAACGACCAAAGAGCCCAACACCGAGUGGCAUGAGUACGUGGAGUCAAACAACGAAGGGAGGUAACAGCGAUGGUCCGUCAUCGCCCAGAGACAACAACAAUGGUACGAAAAGGAGUCUUCUGAACUUGACUGGUCGAUUCAAAAGGCACAAGGACAAAGAUCACACCCCAUCGCGCUUGAAAGAAACACCAGCAGCCAGUCGGGCACCUAUCAAUGGAUCUUCGAAGCAAGAUGCAGGAAGAAUAUAUGAAUCGCCAGACCUUGCAAAAUAUAGCCAAGAUGGAAGCAUUACUGGAUCCGAGCUCAAUCUACCGAGCCAGUCUACCAAUGGCAAUGCUCGGCCGCCGGGUGGACGACAGGGCACCUUCCCGAAGCUACCAUUUCGGAAAGGCCGAGGAAACAAAGGCGCAGAGGAUUCAGAUCAAUUAUAUGAUACAUCAGAUCGCAGUGGAGAUAAUGUCCACCACCUGGAUACCAAUCUGUCGAACAUGGAUGGGAUCUUGACGAAGCCGCCGCCUCUAACUCCACUUGAUAACAGCAUUUUUAACGGAGAGGAGGACGAAGGAAAGGCAGAGACCGAAAGUUUAGGUGGGCUUGGAUGGAAUGCACCAGACAGCUGGGCUGUAAAAAAGGUUGACGACGAUAACAUGUCGCGGCUCCCGGAGAUUGACGAAGCAGGUAUCCCUCAAAAGGCCGAAGAAAAAGCAAAUCCUUAUUGCAUAAGGAUAUUCAAAGCGGAUGGGACUUUUGCUACGUUGUCGACAUCGCUCAACACUACCGUCACCGAACUGGUGGCUCAGCUUAAUAAGAAGACUUACCAGGCUGACAGUCUCGACAACUACCAGAUUGUGAUGAAGAAACAUGACUUGCAACGAAUCCUGGCUCCUGGAGAACGCCCACUUGUUAUACAGAGGAGGCUCUUGGAGCAAGCAGGAUAUCAUCCCGAAGAUCGAAUUGAAGAUGUGGGAAGGGAAGACAACAGUUACCUCUGUAGGUUUUCCUUUCUCCCGGCGAGGCAAGGCGGUUACGCAUCCGUGUCAAACGACAAUGGGCUUGGUCGAGUCCAGAAAUUUAGUCAUGUAGACUUAUCAGGAAAGAAUCUCAUCACUAUCCCGAUUGCACUAUAUUCUAAGACUUCAGAAAUGAUCUCGCUCAAUUUGUCGCGGAAUUUGUCCCUCGAUCUGCCGAAGGAUUUCAUUUCUUCAUGCGUCAAUCUAAGAGAAAUCAAGUUCCUCAGCAACGAAGCGUGGAAGCUUCCAGCUAGUCUCAGUCGAGCUAAUCGCCUCACAAUCCUUGAUGUUUCCAAUAAUCGACUCGAGCAGUUGGAGCAUGCCGAACUAUCGAGACUGCAAGGCCUCAUUAGUUUAAAGCUCGCGAACAAUCGACUGAAGAGUCUGCCUUCAUAUUUUGGGCUGUACAGAUCGAUGAGAACCUUGAAUCUCUCAUCGAAUUUUCUAGAAGAGUUUCCGGAAUUCCUUUGCAAUAUGACUGCUUUGAUCGAUAUUGAUAUGAGUUUCAACGGAAUAUCGAAUCUGCCCAACGAGAUUGGCAAGCUAAAGCAUCUAGAAAGAUUCGUCAUCACGAACAACCGACUGAAGGGCUCACUUCCAAACACUUUUGGAGAACUUGUGAACCUCAAAGAAGUUGACGUUCGGUACAACAUGCUUUCGAGUAUUGACAUCAUUGCAACUCUUCCCAAGGUUGAACAGAUUUCUGCAGAUCACAAUUCAGUUUCCGUCUGCGAAUGUGAGUUUGCCAAAAUCCGAAUCCUUCGAUUGAACUCGAAUCCGGUAACCAAAUUCGAGAUCAAAAAUUUGGUCCCGACCUUAACAACCCUGAAUCUAUCUAACGCAAAAUUGGCACAAAUUCCCGACGCUGCCUUUGACAAGAUGCCGAAUCUCAACAAGCUCGUACUAGACAUAAACCACUUCGUGUCUCUACCGGCCCAAAUUGGCAAGUUACGCAAAUUGGAGUAUUUUAGCAUAGCGCGGAAUGCUUUGAGCAGUCUUCCGGCGGAACUUGGGUGCUUGACAGAGCUUCGAUAUCUUGAUAUAAGACAAAACAACCUCAAGAAACUUCCCAUGGAAAUAUGGUGGGCGAAUAAGUUAGAGUUUCUCAAUGUAUCUUCUAAUGUUUUGGAUAAUUUCCCAAAACCAGGUUCAAGACCUCCUCAGCCACCUGGCGACAUUGGUUCCACAAACGGCAAUAAUACUGGUCCAAAUUCACAAAAUUCAAGCUUUGAAGAGCUGGGGCCCUUGGACUUUGCGCAUAGACGACCGAGCCAGGCGUCUAGUGGGCUUCUCAGCGUGGGCAGCUCUCCAGUCCCUGAUGCUAGGAAAGGGUCUGUCGUGUCUGUUUACGGUAAAGGAGGGCGCAAAACUUCAGUAGUCUCGAGGAGUACUUCCGCAAGCACAAUUAAUCACCAAACACCUACAAACACCCGUAAGGACUCUGGAUUGUCGGCUAAACUUAUCAAUACAUUCGCUGGGUCAUUAAAAAUUCUUCACCUGGCUGACAAUGGACUUGAUGACGAUGUUUUCGAUGAAAUCACUCUCCUCAGCGAACUACGGGUACUUAACCUCUCUUACAAUGAUCUUAACGAUAUGCCAUCGAGGUCUAUCAAGAGCUGGCCACAGCUGGUUGAGCUUUAUCUAUCCGGGAACGAGCUCACUUCUCUUCCUUCUGAUGAUUUUGAAGAAUUCAGUCUCUUGCAAGUCUUGCACAUUAAUGGCAACAAGUUUCAGACCCUACCUGCAGAGCUUGGAAAAGCACAUCGUUUGCAGGUUCUGGAUUGUGGUAGCAACUCCUUGAAAUACAAUGUCUCGAAUUGGCCUUAUGAUUGGAACUGGAAUUGGAAUACCAACUUGAAAUACCUCAACCUUUCUGGUAAUAAACGUUUAGAGAUCAAGCCGUCCUUGCCGGGAAGUGCAGCUGCUCGAGAUGGUCGUGAUCUCACGGAUUUUAGCGCAUUGCAGAACCUGCGAAUAUUGGGUCUCAUGGAUGUAACCUUGACUAUUCCGUCAAUUCCUGAUCAGACUGAAGAUCGAAGAGUCCGUACUUCAGGUUCUCUUGCAGGCCAGCUGGCUUAUGGCAUGGCAGACAGUCUGGGAAAGAAUGAACACCUGUCCAUCAUUGAUAUGGUUGUGCCGCGUUUCAAUUCUACUGAGACUGAAACCCUGUUGGGUAUGUUCGAUGGUCAGGCGUUGUCGAGUGGAGGUUCAAAGAUUGCCAAAUACCUCCAUGAGAACUUUGGUCAUAUAUUUAGCGAGGAACUGAAAAGACUGAACGCUUUAAAUAAUGAGACUCCUAAGGAUGCGCUCAGACGGGCUUUCUUGUCACUCAACAAAGAUUUAGCCACUGCAGCAACUCAGAAUACGGAAGAAAGAUCCCUGCUUUCACAUCGAGGAUCAGCUACGCCAGCAGUUCUCAGCCAAGCGGAUCUCAUCUCUGGUGGUGUGGCUACUGUGAUGUUUCUACAACAAUCUGAGCUCUACGUCGCCAAUGUUGGAGACGCCCAAGCCAUGCUCAUUCAUGAGAAAGACGGACAUCGAAUAUUGACCCGGAAACAUGACCCAGCCGAGCCAAACGAAAGGCAGCGUAUCAGAGAUGCAGGGGGCUGGGUCUCCAGGCAGGGGAAAUUGAACGAUGUUCUCGAGGUAUCCCGUGCCUUCGGAUAUGUUCAACUCAUGCCAGCUGUUCAGGCUGCCCCUAAUGUGGAGCAUAUCACCAUCAAGGAGCAGGAUGAGAUGGUACUGAUCGCUUCAAGGGAGCUUUGGGAGUACCUGUCCCCUGAACUGGUUGUUGAUAUUGCCAGGUAUGAAAAGCAUGAUUUGAUGAGGGCGGCACAAAGGCUUCGAGAUCUUGCCAUUGCCUUUGGCGCUUCCGGAAAGAUAAUGGUUAUGAUGAUGGGUGUUAGUGAUCUAAAGAAGCGUGCCCAAAUACGACCACAUCGUGUUCAAAGUCUAUCAUUCAAUCCAAAUAUGUUGAUGGACGAGGGAUAUGUACCUUCCAAGAGACCUAAGAAGAAGACCGAUGACGUCGAUGAUUCAAUGCUCCGAAGAUUACAAGCCGAAGUCCAAGCACCUGUUGGAGACAUUGGUAUUGUUUUCACUGAUAUCAAGAGCUCUACGGCACUCUGGGAAACCUACCCUAGCGCUAUGCGAUCAGCAAUCAAACUUCACAAUGAAGUCAUGCGUCGCCAAUUGCGAAUUAUUGGUGGCUACGAGGUCAAGACAGAAGGAGAUGCUUUCAUGGUAUCAUUUCCUACUGCUACAUCUGCUCUUCUUUGGUGCUUUGCUGUCCAAUCAGCGUUGCUUGAAGUUAAUUGGCCCGCCGAAGUCAUAACCAGCAACAUGGGACAUGAGGUCUACGACAGCAAUAAAAAUCUGAUUUUCAAGGGUUUAAGCGUUAGGAUGGGUGCUCAUUGGGGUCGUCCAGUGUGUGAAAAUGAUCCAGUGACAAGACGUAUGGAUUACUUUGGUCCUAUGGUCAACCGUACCGCUCGUAUUUCUGCCGUCGCCGAUGGUGGUCAAAUUACUGUCUCGGCUGAUUUUAUAUCAGAGAUCCAGCGAUGUCUCGAGACAUAUAGUGAAAGCGACCGCUCAGGAUCCAUGGGCUCGGAAGAUACUUUCGACAGCGACUUUAUCAGUCACUCAAUUCGCCGUGAGCUUCGCUCACUCAGCAGUCAAGGAUUUGAAGUCAAGGAUAUAGGGGAGAGAAAGCUCAAAGGAUUGGAGAAUCCAGAAUAUAUCUACCUCAUGUAUCCACAUGCCCUCGCUGGCAGAAUCCAGUUUCAACGGGGCUUGGAAAGUGGUGAGGCAGCCGUUGUUGAGGAGGAGCCUGCCACUCUUGCUCGCGAUUCGGAACUGAGCAUUGACACCGAGAAUGUUUGGGAUAUAUGGAGGCUCAGUCUAAGGUUGGAGAUGUUGUGCUCAACUCUGGAAGAACCUCAAGGUUCCGCUUUACAGCCUCCUGAAACAGCAAUGCUUGAGAAGAUGAGGAAUAGAGGUGGAGAGGUAACUGAUCGUUUCUUGCUGAAUUUCUUAACCCAUCAAGUUUCGAGGAUUGAGGUAAGUUUCCCCAAAAGGCACUGUUAUGAAAUUUGUCUAAUAAUAUCAUAGACAUGCACCGCAGCACUCGCUACCCGUCAUUUAGCGAUUGGACAAUCACUGAUCUCAGACCUCGAUCAACUACGCGCACCAAUGGCAGGUGUUAUAGAAGGUCUUGCCGCUGAUUUGCGAGAAUUACAAAAAUAUAGAGCGAUGUACGGACCUUUGGAACCUUUGGAAGCCUUAGAACCCUCUGUAUACGAAUAUGAGGACGAAUCCGAGGAUAUAUCCGAGGAUAUAUUCGAGGACGCAUAAACCAAGACACACUGAAUCUCGGAUAUCGAUAGCAUGAAUCAUUUCUUGAGCAAUACGACUAGACAAUCUGGCUAGGGUAGCACAGUGUAUAGCUUACCUGGACACCAUGUACAGCAUUUUUUUACUAUAUUUCUCUUACUCACUUAUUUUAGUAUACUUUACUGGGAGGCAGAAUAGCGAUGGUAUGGUUGAAUUUUCAGCCAUCUAUUUAUACACGUCGACUCUCUUGACUUUUUUGGUCUUUGGGUAUAGGCAUUAGCGGCUAGGUUUAUAUAUGGAUAAAAAGGAUACGGUCGGAUAGGAGAUGGGAGUUUAUCUUAUAUAUUUGCUGAUUGAUUGUUGGGUUAAGUCUUGGAGUGGGACGGGCAUGUGUUUUUUGUGAUUGUUCAUUUAUUAUUAUUGUGCUUCAUUUUUGUUAUUGAGCUGGUAUACUUGGAAUGGAAUAUAUUUGGUUGGCGGCGGAGGUAUGGAUGGAAAGAUAUUGGAAGGAAAGGAAGAACUGAUGGAAGGAUCAAUGGCUUACUUGGGUCCGGGGAUAUUAUUAAGAAGACUGUGUCUUGGAUUUGAUACAUAUUGAAGGAAUGCAUGCAUGGGCGGACGUAGACGGGCGGAGGAAUUUGGAGCAGGACUCGAGCUCAAACUCGAUGGAAAGGAAAGGAAAGGGAAGGGAAGGAAAGGAAAGAUAAAGGAAUAUCUUAUGACUUUGAUGACUCGGAUUUCUCUGGUCGGGAACUGAUAAUUAUAGCAUCGGUGAAUGGGUAUAUAUAAAGAACAAGCGAGCGUUGCAUGUCUGUGUUUUGUUUUUCUUCUUCCAUGUUUUUGUGUAGAUUGUAUGGAGUGGGGUGAUGUGGAUAAGGUGUAUAGGAGGAGAGAAUAAUUGAAUGAGAGUAUUAAACAGCGGGAAUGGGCAAGAGAGAGAGAGAGAGAGAGAGAGAGAGAGAAAUUAUAUUGAAAUGCAUAGUUGAUUGGGUAUAGUGUUUGAUUGAUUGAAGUCGGUGCUGCUGCUGUGUGAUUGACUGUGGUGAU
Molecule: messenger RNA, 8345 nt
Organism: Sclerotinia trifoliorum
Lineage: Eukaryota; Fungi; Ascomycota; Leotiomycetes; Helotiales; Sclerotiniaceae
Source: the annotation of a GenBank genome assembly